This is a messenger RNA of Leptopilina heterotoma, 1292 nucleotides long. Its product is annotated as carbonic anhydrase 7-like. Gene Ontology annotation, molecular function: zinc ion binding; carbonate dehydratase activity. The record is from RefSeq and is a predicted model, not a curated record. Gene Ontology annotation, cellular component: cytoplasm. Bases 392 to 1213 code for a protein of 273 amino acids. The transcript is spliced from 6 exons. Lineage: Eukaryota; Metazoa; Arthropoda; Insecta; Hymenoptera; Figitidae.
CAAAGGAGGAUUUAAAGUGGAUUUAAAAGUUCAAGAACACGUGAUUUUGUGUACAAACAUAACCAUUUAUAAAGAAUAUUUAAUAACGAGGAGAGUGUUGAAUUAUUUUUUAAAAUAAAAGUAAUAAAAAAUAAAGUGUUUUGUUGUUGGGUACUUUUGAAAAAGUGCGACCAUAUCGAAAGAAGGCAGAUCCAUCUUCUUAUAAAGUUAUUACUUCUACAGCUUCUACAAGACACCGACCUUUUUCUCUUACAAUGUAGAUAUUACCUACGGUCAUCGGGAUUUUGGAUAUUCUGGAAUAAAUGGUCCAUCACAUUGGGGCGACGAUUAUCAUACAUGUGUGGGAAAGCACCAAUCUCCAAUCAAUAUAGAAGAGCAUCAAGUAAGAAAUAUGAGUUUUCCUCCUUUGAGAUUUUCUGGUCUCCAAAGUCCGCGAGGAACUGAGAUUACAAACAACGGACACACUGUUAUGCUAGUGAUGAACGCAACGGUUCCGGCUCGCAUUUCUGGGGGACCUCUUAAAAAUGGCACUUAUGUUUUUGAACAAAUGCAUUUCCACUGGGGAGAAAAUGACGCUGAGGGAUCUGAAGAUUUAAUAAAUAAUCAUUCUUUUGCUAUGGAACUUCAUGCAGUUUUCUUUAAAGAAGAAUAUAAAUCAAUGAUUGAAGCUAUUCAUCAUACUGACGGUCUCACAGUACUUGCAUACUUCUUCGAGGUUGAUGACAAACCAAAUUUGUCUUUUAAUCAAAUUAUUUCAAUUCUCCCACUUGUGGAGGAUUUAGAUUCAAAAGAUCAAUUUUCACAUCCUUUACAACUCGAAGAUUUCCUCCAGCCCAAGAAUUUGAAUUUACAGAAUUACUUUACAUACAAUGGAUCGCUUACAACUCCUCCUUGUACUGAAGCGGUCACGUGGAUUGACUUCAAAGAAGCUCUACAACUAUCUCAUAAUCAAAUUGAAGCAUUUCGAAGAAUUAGAAGUACUGCGGGGCAAAAAUUAACUCAUAAUUUUCGACCAGUUCAACCUUUGGAAGAUAGAAUAGUUUAUCAUAAUGUUCCUUCAAAUGAAUUCAAUAGAAUUCAUUAUAAUCUUCAGAAUAAUUUCAAUAGCGAAAAUCGUCAUCAACAUGUGCAUUCAGGUGAAUAUAUUGUUAAAAUAAAUCAAGCAAUUUUUUUCCUAUCCAUUAUUAUUAGUUUGCAAUUGAAACUAAGUUAAUGAAAUCUAGUUCAAAUAUUAAUAUUAAUUUAUUAAGAUUAUUAUAUUGACAAGAGACUAUUAAAUUUAAAUUGUAUGA